This is a messenger RNA of Seriola dumerili (greater amberjack), 2063 nucleotides long. RefSeq names its product prospero homeobox protein 1-like (gene prox2). The transcript is spliced from 6 exons. Gene Ontology annotation, molecular function: RNA polymerase II cis-regulatory region sequence-specific DNA binding; DNA-binding transcription factor activity, RNA polymerase II-specific. Lineage: Eukaryota; Metazoa; Chordata; Actinopteri; Carangiformes; Carangidae. Gene Ontology annotation, biological process: regulation of transcription by RNA polymerase II. The coding region runs from base 75 to 2063 and encodes 662 amino acids. Gene Ontology annotation, cellular component: nucleus. The record is from RefSeq and is a predicted model, not a curated record.
GUCCCAGCGCAACAGAUUCUUGCAUUUCACUGAACUCAGAUUCAUCACCGUGUGGAGCUGAAGCCCUAGUGAGCAUGAACCUCAGUCUUCCUGACCAGAACAUGCACAACUCUAGUGAAGGCUGCAUAGAGGACGACAAGCCUGAUGUCAUGCUCCCUUGCUUCCGCAGAAACAUGUAUGACGAGCCUCUGGCCUCAUACUCCAACGGGUCCAUCAUCUCUCAACUCCUCCGCAAGACAAUCCACAGCAAGAGGGCACUAGAUGAAAACCAUUUCUACCUUUCUAGCUCCACUGCCGCUGACUCUGGCCAGGAGGACCAGAGCAGUGUCUCCUCAAAGGACAGCACAGUGGAGGCUGCCUCCCCCAGCGGUCACAUCUCUGCAGGAACCAGCCCGGAUGGAGAGCAUCCCAUGACUGACCACCUGCAGGCCAAGAGGGCCAGGGUGGAGAACAUCAUCAGGGUCAUGGCUGGCUCUCCCAACGGCAAGCAGCAUGGAGACAGUGAGAGGGAGGCAUACAGGGAGAACAAACGCAAACAGAGGUUGCCACAGCAUCAGGAACACAGCGUCGGAGGACCAGCGAGCAGAAGACCUGGAAGCAGCAAUAGUGAGAGCUGUAGCACCAAGGACGAGGAGUGUCACAAGUUGAAAGAGCAGCUCCACAGCAUGCAAAGGCUUCUGCGUCAGCUCCAGGAAAAGUUCCUUCAAGUUUACAACCAGGAUGAUCCUGAGCACAACGACAGAGAUGAGACAGAAAUAGCUGUUGAGCACGACACCCUGGCAGAAAGCACAGAGUCACGCUACAUAAGCGCUGAAGAUGAUUUUGAGAGGAAGAACAGCAGGGUGUCUGCAGAGUGUAAGGACAGAAUGAAAGUAGUUGGUUAUCUGGUGCACCAAAGAGAAAGUCAGAACCUACAGGAAACCCUGAAGCAGGAGCUCUCCCGGGCUGUUAAUGAGUGUGUGGACAGGGUGUUCAAGAAGGUGUCUUCCACAGGGCUGGACCUGUCCCCUCAGCCGUGCAUGUGCUCAUCUCCAGACAUGCAGAUGAGCGUUGGUGCAGACAGGAAGAGCCAGCAGGCCGGCUCCACCCAGGAGCAGCCCCAGUCUGAGGAGGCUGCACUCAAACCCCGCGCUUUGGAGUUCUAUGAAAGCUCUGAGGCUCAAAGCCCACAGGACCAGACGGAGGCACUGUCACUGGUGGUCCGCAAGCCGACAGUGACCCCACUGAGCUCAGUCACCCCAACAGUGAAGAGGCCCUAUCCUGUGCACCAGACACCAUUUCAGUUCAAUUACAGCACGCCUCUGCACGACAGCCAGAUCCUAGAGCACCUUCUCAAGUAUGGGCCACAUUCCAACUUUGGGGGUCUGCCUUGCAUGCCCCCAUCAAUGGACAGGACCUCCCCAGACUCAGUAGACCUGCCCUGGGACACCAUCACCAUGAGGUCCAAGGUGACAUCCAGCCACCUCAGCCACCACCCUCGUCCCUCCACCCUGGGGGCAGUGACGGUCGACAAUCUGUGUCUCCCUCACGUCAAGAUCGAGUGUGGUGAUCUGCAGAGCAUGGCCGAACGAAACCCCUACAUGUCUCUCAACAUCCAGGAGGGUCUCACCCCGAGCCAUCUGAAGAAGGCAAAGCUCAUGUUCUUCUACACCCGCUACCCAAGCUCCAAUGUGCUGAAAACUUUCUUCCCUGAUGUCAAGUUCAACCGCUGCAUCACCUCUCAGCUGAUCAAGUGGUUCAGCAACUUCAGGGAGUUCUACUACAUCCAGAUGGAAAAGUUUGCCCGCCAGGCCAUUGUUGACGGCAUCAGUGAAGUCAAGGACAUUACAGUUAGCAGGGACUCAGAGCUGUUCCGGGCACUGAACAUGCACUACAACAAAGCAAAUGACUUCCAUGUUCCUGACAGAUUCCUGGAGGUUGCUGAAAUCACCUUGCAUGAGUUUUACAAUGCCAUAUCUUCAGCCAAAGAUUCAGACCCCUCAUGGAAAAAGGCCAUAUACAAGGUGAUCUGUAAACUGGACAGCGAUGUCCCGGAAGAGUUCAAGACAUCUUCCUAUUUAUAG